This is a messenger RNA of Hippopotamus amphibius kiboko, 936 nucleotides long. Its product is annotated as olfactory receptor 5M3-like. Gene Ontology annotation, cellular component: membrane. Gene Ontology annotation, biological process: G protein-coupled receptor signaling pathway; sensory perception of smell. Gene Ontology annotation, molecular function: G protein-coupled receptor activity; olfactory receptor activity; odorant binding. NCBI's taxonomy places the organism in Eukaryota, Metazoa, Chordata, Mammalia, Artiodactyla, Hippopotamidae. The record is from RefSeq and is a predicted model, not a curated record.
AAAAUGCUCAGUUUCACUGAUGUGACAGAGUUCAUUCUUUUGGGACUAACCAGUCGUCGGGAAUGGCAAGUUCUCCUCUUCGUCAUUUUCCUGGUGGUCUACAUAAUCACCCUGGAGGGUAACAUUGGCAUGAUCCUCUUAAUUAAGGUCAGCCCACAGCUCAGCAGCCCCAUGUACUUUUUCCUGAGUCAUCUGUCAUUCGUCGAUGUGUGGUUUUCUUCCAAUGUCACCCCUAAAAUGCUGGAAAACCUGUUAUCAGAGCAAAAAACCAUUUCUUAUGCAGGUUGUUUGGUACAGUGUUUCUUCUUUAUUGCUCUUGUCCAUGUAGAAAUUUUUAUUCUUGCUGCUAUGGCCUUUGAUAGAUACAUGGCGAUAGGGAACCCUUUGCUCUACUGCAGCAAAAUGUCAAGGGUUGUCUGUAUCCGACUGAUUGCUUUCCCUUAUGUGUAUGGUUUUCUGACUAGUUUGGCAGCAACAUUAUGGACUUAUGGCUUAUACUUCUGUGGGAAGAUUGAGAUCAACCACUUCUACUGUGCAGACCCACCUCUCAUUAAAAUGGCCUGUGCUGGGACCUUUGUAAAAGAAUAUACAAUGAUCAUACUCGCAGGCAUUAACUUCACCUGUUCUCUGACUGUAGUCAUCAUAUCAUAUCUGUUCAUUCUCAUUGCCAUUCUCCAGAUGCGCUCAGCAGAAGGGAGGUGCAAGGCCUUUUCCACCUGUGGGUCCCAUUUGACGGCUGUUAUCAUAUUUUACGGAACCCUUAUUUUCAUGUAUCUCAGACGUCCCACAGAGGAGUCCGUGGAUCAGGGGAAGAUGGUAGCUGUGUUUUACACCACAGUGAUCCCCAUGCUGAACCCCAUGAUCUACAGUCUGAGGAACAAGGAUGUGAAAGAGGCCAUGAACAAAGUGAUCGGCAGAACAUGUUUAACAAAAUAA